AUCCAAUGCGUUGCGUAGAUACAAGGCAACAAAUGAUUGCGCUGUGACGGUGAAAAAGUGACAUGUUGCUUUCGUUAGGAACUUUACUUGAUAUUAGCAAUUAUCAUUAGUGUACAGGGAAAAAAUGUCAUUGGUGGUUCAACAUGGCCAACGAAGAGGAUCCGGGAAGAGUGCUGAAAACACCAAUGAGACAAUCAGGCUUCCAGAUCUCCGUCAGAUCACCGUUUUAACCAAGGCUGACUGGUCGAGGAUCCAGGAUGAAAUCAACCAAGUGGACAAGGAGAAGGAACGCAUGAUGGAGGCCACGAGGCAGAGGGAGGCCCUGCACCUGAAAUCCAAACAGAUGGCCAAACUGUGGCCGAACACGCUUGCCUGUCAAAGACAGAAGAAGCUGGAGGCAAAGAAGAUCCGGGACCAGGUGGAGGAGGAGAAAAGGAAACAGAUCGAUAUGGAGGAGGCCAAAUACCAAGAAGAAAAGCGGAAAGAGGCCGUUGAGAAGGCAAAGACGCAGCUCUACUAUGAAACGGAGCGAGUCAAAGGACUGCAUCGUGCACUCUUGCUGACAGAAGUUCUGAAGGAAAGAGAAGCUCAGAUCAAGCUGAAGCAAAGGAGGAAAAGCGCCUUCAAGGACCUGGACGAAGAAUACAUUCGGAUGCUGAAGGCCAGAGAGGAUGAAGCUCUCACAAAAGAGCAGGAGCGAACGCAACAGAAAAAACAGGAGAGCAAAGCUUUUGCCGAAGAACUGCGGAAGCAGAUGAAGGAAAAUCAGCUGGAAAGAGAACGACGGAAGCAUGAGACCAAGAAGGAGGGUGAGGAAAUCAGACGGCUUCAAGAGCUCCAUCAGUGGGAGCAAAAAAUGGAGGAGCAGUCGCAAGCCAGGCAGAAGAAAGAAUUCAUGAACGAUCAGCUGGAGCAUCUCGCUCAAAGGGAGAUUUCGAAGGCGGCGGAUGCGGAGACACAAGAGUUGGAGGAGGCGCAACGGAAACGGUUCCUUUCUGCAAAGGAGAAGAUGGUGAGGUUAAGAAGAGAUAAGGAGAAGGAGUUGCUCAGAGAGGUCCAGAAUCGCAGAGAGAAGAUCAUGGACAAGCUGACGUUGGCUCAGCAGGAGCAGAAGCAGCAGAACAACGCCGAGACUGUCGCCGAGUUGGACGCACAGAGGAUGCAGCGGCAAUGGGAGGAAGAGCAGAAGAGGGUGCAAAUGAUGAAGUCGAUCGCAGCUCACAGGGAGCACGUGAUCCAAGAGAAAGAGCGCAACGAACUGAUCGGAAAACAGAGAGAAAGAGAAAUUCUUCGAGCAAAGAAAGAAGACGACAGAAUAUUUGGCGAAGAACAGCAAAAGAAGUCCCAGAAGAUCCGGCAGGAGCUCCGAAAGAUACAAGACUUCAAUGCAAGCCAGAUGCUGGAGAAACAAGCCAGGCAGCAUCAAGUAAGGCUAGCGGAGCAGCAGUUUGAAGCCGAGAACAUGGAGCUCCUCGCCAAAGAAGAGCUCGGGUUCGAGCGGUACUCGAGGGCCGUGGUCCAAGCGGCCGCCGCCUCAGAGCGCAACGUGCUUCCGCUCUACAAGGCCGUGAGGGAAGGAGCGGCGGGGGGUCCGGCCUUCAUUGGGGCGAGACCUCGCUACCUCGUUCAGGACAGCAGUGGCGCCGAAAUGCCCAAAUAUGUCUCGGACGGCACGCGGGAUAUCAAGAAGAUCCACCAGGUUGAAGAUAUCGAAGAAGCAAAGAAGAGGCUCGGCUUUACGUGGUUUUAGAGCGCUGCCGGAGGGCCCGCGGAGAACUCAAAUGCGGGAGCGGUUGCUGGACUCUUCGUGCAAAAGUGAAUUCAAAAAUUUGUUUCAAAAUGCAUCAUUCGUAUGUGAAGGUCAUUUGUGAAAACAUUGAAGAUUGAGAAGAUUACUGUACUGGAGAGGGUCAAUAAUUGCCGU
This is a messenger RNA of Hippocampus zosterae (dwarf seahorse), 1924 nucleotides long. RefSeq names its product cilia and flagella associated protein 210 (gene cfap210). Lineage: Eukaryota; Metazoa; Chordata; Actinopteri; Syngnathiformes; Syngnathidae. The transcript has 9 exons. The record is from RefSeq and is a predicted model, not a curated record. The coding region runs from base 125 to 1750 and encodes 541 amino acids.